Messenger RNA from Moneuplotes crassus, 2205 nucleotides. Lineage: Eukaryota; Ciliophora; Spirotrichea; Euplotida; Euplotidae. The record is from the annotation of a GenBank genome assembly.
GUAUAAUAUUUCAAAAUGAAAGAUGAUGAUCAACAUAAUAAGUCAGACCUCAGCAAAGAGGAGAUAGACCCCGAAGAAUCUGAUAAGUCUGUUAAUAAACCAGAAAGUGGUCAUGAAAAGAAAUAAAGUGAAAAUAGGCCAAUACAUCCUUGGUCGGUCCAUCGGUGAAGGGACCUUCGGUAAAGUCAAACAAGGAAUGCACAUCCUCACCGGUGAGAAAGUUGCUGUCAAAAUACUCGAAAAAGACAAAAUCCAGGAUGUGGCCGAUGUUGAAAGAGUCGCCAGGGAAAUCCACAUUCUCAAGAUCGUGCGGCACCCUAACGUAGUCCAGCUGUACGAGAUCAUCGAGACUCAGAAGCAGUUGUACCUGAUCAUGGAGUUCGCAAACGGAGGAGAACUCUUCGAUUUUAUUGUUGAGCAACAACGGGUCAACGAGAAGGAAGCUUGAAUGUACUUCCAGCAAAUCAUCGCCGGAGUUGAGUAUAUUUCGAAACUUGGGAUAGUGCAUAGAGAUUUAAAGCCUGAGAACUUACUUCUUGAUCACAACAAAUCGAUCAAACUCGUGGACUUUGGGCUCUCAAACACUUACAAGAAAGGCGAAACAUUAAAAACAGCUUGUGGAAGUCCAUGAUAUGCAGCCCCAGAAAUGAUAGCAGGCAACAGGUAUGUAGGAACAAACGUCGAUAUUUGGAGUUGAGGAGUCAUACUAUUUGCAAUGAUUUGUGGAUUUUUACCAUUUGAAGAUCCAAACACUAGUCAACUGUAUAAAUAAAAUUCUCAAUGCUGAAUACAAAAUCCCUAGCUUCAUAUCUAAAGAUGGAGCUGAUAUAAUAAAAGGAAUCCUUGAGACUGAUUCUAAAAAGCGUUUAACCAUAGAUCAAAUUAGGGACCAUCCAUGGUAUAAACAACAUACUGAAGUAAGACAUAAUGGUAUUAUUGUUGGUACCGAUCAAAUCCCUGUCAAUGAAAAUAUAUUAGAAGAGUUAUCUAAAUACGACUACGAUUUGGACUAUUCAGGUAAAUGAAUAGAAGCGAAUAAGCAUAAUCAUGUAACAGCCUCUUAUUAUCUUCUUCUGAAAGCGAAGUUGAGAGAUGGUAAAAUUACAAUACAGCAAGCAUAUGAGUGAAAGAAUGACUUGGUCAGUUUAAUGAAGAGGCACCCUAGAUUUCAAAAUUUAAAUAAAAAUAUGCCAGACCAUUUAAAAAUUAAUAACAAACCUGAAAAGCCAAGUAGUAUGCCUCCAAAAAUGAGGAUAAGUGAAGAAGAUGAGGAUAGUCCAGGCAGAUUAAAUCAAACAGUAAACUAUGAUAAGCUAGCUCCAAAGCCCCUAAAAAUUGACAACGAAAUAGAGAAAGAAAUUAAAGCAAAACAAAGGACUGGCUCAACUGGCGGCUCUUCUAUGAAAGAUGCAGAAAUUUUGAGAGUUCAAAAUAAGAAAACUUCAGGAUCUCCUUCCCCAUCUCCUAUCGGUCAUCCUAAAUUUCCAAUGAUAAAAGCUCCCAUCCUCAAGCAUGUUCUCGCAGCAGGGAAGCCAGCUCAGACGAUAUCUAAUUCAAGUUCUAGAAAAACUCAAAGAGCGCUAAACCAAGAAAGGUCAAACAUUAAUAAGAGAAUAACCAAAUUAUCUAAGGGAGCAGUAGAUUUUACAAAUCUGUUUAAAAACAUGCACAAAAAUAAGAAGAAUAAAAAUAAAGGUAUUGGCAACGUGGCCCCUCCAUUCAUUUCAAAAGCAGGCCCAAGUGGAAGAGGAAAGCACAAAAAGGCAGCCACAGCUUUCGCAUAUGAGAAUUUAAACAAUAGCUUCCAGAUUGAUAGAUUUAGGCAUUAUACCAUCACAACAACUCCUAGUCAGAAAAAUAAGAGAAAAAGGAAAGGAUCAAAGAAAGUAGGAGUGAAUUUGAACCAUUCUCUUGUUCUGAAUCCCCGGAGUACAACACUAUCAAAGAAUAAAAUGUCUCAUCUGAUGAAUUCUACUCUGAAUCCUCCUUAUGCCUGAAAUGCAAGACCAGUUUCUGUCCUCAACAAAACAGUCUAUACAACAGGAUUAAGAGAACAGAUAGGAGGGUUCCCUAAUCUAAUGCUUACAAAGAAAAAGAAAAAGGGUAAAUUCAGAGUAAGAUCAAGAGGAAAAUCUCCCAAAAAUACCAACUCAAUCAAUAACAACCUCUACCAGGCCUAUAUGAGAGGGCAUAAAGGAAUAUAGG